AUGAAGGACGGAGAAGAGACGAACGAGGAAUAUUUGGAUGCGAUGAACGUGACUGGUAGGAAGAUUGUUUCGGAGGAUGAAGGCGACGAGGAUUUUGAUUUGGACGCGGCGUUUAACGAGAAGUUUUCAAAGUCGAAGGAGCGCGACGAAGAGCAACCGCUUCCGGAAGGGACCAUUCGCGUUAAAGCUAAGACUUCGUCCACGACUUCGUCUUCAUCGUUGAGAUCUUCUCCCACGGAAAAGAAAAUGAAUAGAAAUGGUCGAGCGGAGAAAGAUGAUUUAGCGUUUGAUCCUUUAGCUGGCUCCGUGGACGUAUCUAUGGAUGAUUUUUCGUACGAUCCGGAACAGCAACAACAGAUGCUCUUGCAAAAGCAAAAAGACAAAGAAGAGCGAGAGCGAAAAGAAGAAGAGGCGAACAAAAAGAAGAGAAUGGCAACCGAUGGGACGGUCAUUCGUCGCGUGUCGAAAGUAGCUGCGAUGCCGUUGAGAAAUAAAGUGCCACCGACGAGACAAUCGUUUGCAAUCAACGCGGCAAACGAAGAGGCGUUGAAAGCGGUGAAGCAAAAGUUUUCGCUCAGAAAUCUCGUCAGUAAGAAGAACGAUGAUAAUAAACAGAAUUAUACCGCUGAUUCGAGUGCGAAGCCGAUUCGAGUAGGGACAGUCAUACGGAAAAUCUCAAAACCGGCGCGUCUAAAUGAUGAUGAAAAGGAGAACAACGCGCAAAAAGCGCUCGCGCUCAUCACGUCGCAAGCCCUGGCAGCUUUGUCGUUUCGCGAGCAACUUCUAAAAACGCUGAAGGACAGCACUCUGGGAGACGCUCUUGCGGUCUUCGAUGCGCUCUGGCAAAGCUUUUGGAUCCAAUGGCGUUCCCGGCUCGAGAAUACGGCGAAAUGGGUUCUCUUUGCGUCCACGGCGCUCACGGCGAUGUGUCAUUACGUCAUCGGCCCUGGAAUGAUUGGCCCGAGAUUACCGCAAAUUGGAGAGUUAGCAUCAUCCGUUGUUGGUCGUCCAGUGCGCGUAGGCAGAUGCAAACUCUUUUCGUUUCCUGGCAUUUUAGGUUUUGGACCGGUUUUAGAAGUUGGGCCCUUAGUCGUGGGCGCGGAAACGACUGGAGGCGAAAAAUCAAUCGUCGAAGUCGACACCGCGAAAAUUUCAUACGAUUUAGUGCGCUCCAUCACUCGGAGGAAAAUAGUUGCGGAAAUUCGGUUGGAUGGCGUCAAAGCGACUUUGAAGCAAGGCGUCAAUCAGUCUUGGUUUGGGUACCCGGAAGAUUUACCCACUUUUCAAGCGAAUUUGCCCUCGGCGCGACCGUCGUUUAAUUUAGAUGCCGUGAAAAAAGCGAGCGCGGAGGCGACGAAUGCAAUCAGUGAAAAUAAAACAGCGAGUGGUCCAAGCUUUGAAGUGCGCGUGAUUAAGCUCGAACGUGGCGUUGCGGCUUUGCACAUGGCUGGAGAUUCUCAACCGAGGAACGUGAAGAACCUUUCGGCGACUAUGAAAAUAUCGCCGAAAGGUGAGCUCGAUCUAGACGCAAAGUUCAAUCCAAUUUCUCGAGUGACGCCUCCAGAACAGAGACAAAACACGUUCAUCGCGAAUUUUGCGGCCCGAAAUCUUCGAGGUCACAACUCUGACGCCGAAGAACGAAGUUUGAAAUAUGAAAAGAGUCGUACCGAUAACGGCGGCUUGCUUAAAGUGAACGUGCAGUAUAAAAAUCCCGAGAAGAAUCAGAAACCAAUGGGUGAAGACGAUAUAGCCAUGCCAGAUUUGAAAGUUAAAGUGAACGCUUCCAACACUUCUGCGGCGUUUGUUGACCGAUGCAUCCCGGGUUUACCGAUCGAUAUGCACGCUGGGCGCUUGGACGGCGAGAUUAACAUCUUGGCGAAAGACCAAUCGACGUGGCUUUUCCCAGAGUUUUCCGGCGAGUUGAGAGGGAAGCACUUGCGUUUCCACUUUUACGACGCCACGGAUGACUUCGCGGACACGGAGUUAGAUUUAGUUUUCCAGAAAAGACGCAUGUACAUUCACAACGGGAGAGGUCACUACGGUCACGUUCCAAUUACAGUCACGGGCGAUUUGGAUUUGAACCCGCUUCCGGUGAAAAGUUUACUUUUAGGUCCGGACGCGAAAGUUCACGCGCCGAGAGGAGAAUAUCGCCUUUCCGGUCAAAUCGCACCAAUAGAGGCACACGCUUUGCGAGAAACACUAGGUGUCCGUCCUCCACCGAGACCGCUCGCGGGCGCCUUGAAAGGAUUCUUGUACGUUUCUGGCCCUUUGGAAGCGCCUGUCUUCACCGGGCAAGCGGAAACGACAGAUUUUUUACCAGAAGAGAACGCGAAAGAUUUCAGCGCUACGAUGGAAGAGGAGAAAGCCUGGUCGUAUCGCGCGGUGAAGAAGUACGAAAAGGAAGGCGCCGUUGCAGCUUACGAUCGUGUUCCCAUUCGGAACGUGAAAGCGACAUGGACGGUGGAACCAAAGAAGGAUAUUUUCGUCUUGCAUUCGGCAGAAGGUCAGUUGGUUGCGGGCGGCAAAGUGCGUGCGAGCGGAUCGAUCAAGAUAAAUCCGGACGCGUUGCAUGACCCAGCCGCGAUUAACGUGGAAGCAACGGCAACAGACGUUGAUCCGAGAGCAUUAUCGAGACAAGUAGCAACAACAGGAUUCGAUAAUAGCAUUAGUAACGCGAAUGGGAGUGGGGACGAAAACUCGCCAUCGACUAGUAAUAGCACCACUGACGCAGAAAAUGAAAUCGGCGCUUGGAUUGACCGCGUGUGUCCUCCUGGCUACGCGGAUGCUACGGCGACCAUCGAAGGCGCACAUUCCGGUCCCAAGGUUAACGUUGACUGGAACAUAGAUCACGACGCCGAUGUGGGCGGUAGAGUAACAAUAGAACGGAAAGGUAUCACCGCAAAGCUGAAAACACCUUCAAUUGAAAUCGAUGCAGACGUAAAGACGGAAUUUCCUCCCUUAGAAAAAGCGUUAGCUGCUGUAACCGUGGAAGAUGCGAUUGAAGCUGGGAAGCCUGCAUACACGGCCGCUGAAGUUGAUGGACGAGCGAACGGGUUUGAUUUGUUUGAUUUAGAAGAUGGUCGGGAAGAAGGUGGCGAAGCUGUUUCGGAAAAGUUGCGAUACGUUCGAGAUCCCGACCGCGUUCGAUUGCGAGUAACCGGGCGCGCGCGCGUGAAAGGUAAAUUUUCAACUCCAACGGCAUCCGUCGCCGGUGCUGAGAACUCCGAUGGCGUCGCUGCAACGGAUGAUAAAGGUAGCGAAAUCGCCGCGAGUGACGAAGAGAAGAAACAAAGUAGCGCCUUCCCGACGUUUGAAGGUACCGCGCAGUUGGAUAACUUGAAACUGAACAAACUCGAGCUUGCUCCGAAAUUGACCGGCAAAGUUUUCGCCUCGGCCACUGAUGGUUUAUCGCUCUCGGCGAAAGGCAGAUCAGACGAGUCCUUGUCGGCGGAAAUAUCUGCCGACGGUAAAGCAUCUGCGGCAUUACGUCGCGGCGCUUUACGAGCGGGCGUUGAGUUUGGUGAUUUUGCAGGCGCAUUCGAACUCGCUGGCUUGAAAUUGGACGACUUGGAACUCGGAUCUUUGAGAGGUCGCGUGGACGUCGCGUCUGCGCGAUUAGAUUUACGAGAAAAAGUUGGCGAAGGGGUUUUACGCGUCGAAAAGCCACGUCUGAGUGGUUUCACCGGCGAUUUAGCAGAAGGCGAGGUUUCUUGGAGCGGUAAAACGGUAAAACUUCACUCGGCAACUCUCGAGCAAGCGCGUUCGAGGUACGAAGCUGAUGGCGAGUACAUGUUACCGGACGCCGUGUGGUCCAAAUUGCCAGAAUCUAGAGUCGAGAGACAAAAACGAACAAUGUCGGAAGGCGAUGCCUCGCUAUUGUCUGACCUUAUUGAUGUCGAUUUAGUCGCGGAAGCAGGUAAAGAAGAAGAUGCCGUAACGGAGCCAGCGUUAGCGGUGACGUCGUCAGAGAAUGAAACUUCUUCAGUCGUCGCCGCCGCCGCGGCGGAUGCGAUGAAGGAAACCAAAAAUAACGACAACAACAACAAUAGCAACAAUAAAGGUUUAUUUUCCGGAUUCUUCUCUGACAUGAAAAAGCACCCGGCGGCAAACUUAAUCAAGGAACAGCAAACACUUUCAUCUCCAUCGACUCAGGGUGACGACGAGAUCAACAAAGGCGAGGAAGUUCGAACGAAAACACCGGAAGAGUUGGAAGAGGAAGCUCGCAUCGUGCGCAUGGAACAACUCGAAAUGCAAGAGCAGAUUGACGAAGACGCAGACGAAGACGACGCCUUUGACCGAGAACAAUGCCAACAACACGAUAAAGCGACGAAAGCAACGCCAACAACGUCAUCGAUGAUCUCGAGCGAAUACACGGACAACGGGUCCGUGAAACCGUACAUCUCUCCUUUUGAAGAACGUAACGUGGAAACUCCGUUUGGCUCUAUCGCGUCGGCGUCCACCUCACAACCGUUGUCCUACGAACGCGACGCGUGGUUCCAAGAAAAGAUGAACGACACGCCGUCAACGGAAACCCAAGCCGUGAAGAAAGAUCGCUUCUCGAACGUGUUUAAACAGUUUAAACCACGAAACCGCCGAAACGGAGAUGCUGAUGGACGGAAUCGCACGAGUGGAGCGCCAAAUUUCAACAAACCAGGUGCGCCUUCGUUACAGAAGCUUCCGCCCAUGAACCCCGAGGAAGCGCCAAAAGCAGAAGGCGAGUGGCGUUUCCGACUUGCGGUGCCGUCUGCAGACGUUGAAGAAAUGCUCCCCGCUGUUCGCCUCUUUGCGAGUUUACGCGAAGAGUCGACGCCGCAGGAGUACGGUAGAGCCAAGGAGGCGUUCGUGAAUGCGAUUUCUCAAGCAUCGGUGAUAUCGCAAGACAUAUCUCGAGACGUUUUCGAACAGUUGAUGGAAUCGAGAGAGAAAAAAAUGACCUCCAACGCAGUCGAUAAGAAAAAACAGCGACAGAAUAACAACAAAAAGAAGCGAAAGUCUAAACUGCAGCGUCAUCGAAGAACGACGGAGUUCAUCGACGUCGACGACAUCGACGACGAUUUAGCGGAUACAGAGAAGAAGGCGGUGCAAUUGCCCGGGUUACAAGAUUUGAAAGGUGAAUGGCGUGGAGUCGUGCAAGCGUCGGGAAAUUCAAUCAAGAAGACAAGCGUCCCAACUGCACUCCUCGAUGAAGAAGACGCCGGUAAAGACGAACAGGCUGCAGCGAAUGGCGACUUUUUCAAAGAUUCCUCGAGAGCGUUUAACACCGCUUUGAGUAACUUAGAAAGUUCACAUCCGACGUCCGUUCAAUUCGACGUGUCGGGUGAAAACCUUCUCUGGGGGCCACACGUUGUUCGAAAAGCUGAGGCGUUAGGUUCCGCGAACGAGAAAGACGGCAUGAAGCUCGAACGCCUUGAAAUCACCUCCGACGCUGCAUCCUUGUCCGCGCAAGGCGCCGUCGGCGGCGAGGUGCAAGACGCCAACUUUAGUCUGCGAGACUUACCGAUUGGUUUUCUUACCGAGGUUUUUCGACCUUUAUGGCCAUCUGCGCUACCUCGAAUCGACGGGAACUUGUUAGUGCAAGGGCACUUGGGAGGUUCCGUGGAAGAACCGACUGGGGACGUCCUCGUUCGACUUCGCGAUGGUAAGAUUGGAUCCACGAAGCUCUCCGCGGUGGAAGCGAGAGCGUUGUUGAACGACCAACAACGCGUUGAAUUUGAUUUUGAAGCGUCGCCGAUGACGAGUGCUUCUGAUGGCGGUUCGAGUGGUAUCGUUCGCGCGUCUGGUAUCGUACCAUUACCAGAAGCUGACGAUCAGUCUUUAGCCGUGGAUGCGAAAGUUCGAGACGCCGGGAUGUGCAUUCUGUGCGCCGCCGCUUCCGGUGGUACCGAUAACGUCGAAUGGCAAAGCGGGAACGCGGACAUCGCGUUACACGCUCGAGGUACAUCUGAAAACCCAGUGUUCGAUGGAGUUGCUGAAAUAAGACGCGCGAAAAUUGUCUCUCCGUUCCUGGCGAAACCUUUUGCGCCGACGAACGCUACGAUUCGAAUUCAACGAAACACGCUGUACGCAGACGAUAUCGAAGGGAGAUGCGGUAAAGGUUUCGUAAAAAUUAAAGGCGCAAUCCCAGUUAUUCAAAGGCGAAAGUCACGAGGCGGAGAUACAUGGGAUAAUUUAGUCGCUCGAGCGGAUACGCAAGCUGGAUUGAAAGUUGAUAUUCAAGGAUUGGACGUGCGCGCGAGAAACGCGUACAACGGUCAAGUCAAUGCCGGUCUCGUUUUGAAGGGAACAAUCAGCGCACCUGAAGUCGGAGGUUCCAUACAACUUUCAAAAGGCCAAGUCACCGCAACGCCUGGUCAGCCGGAAGACGCCGCAAUUUCAGGAGCCGAAAAUGGGAAAAAAGAUGUCGACAUUCCAGGCGCAAACAGAGGCAAGGAUGAUUUGCUUUCGCGUAUCGAUCGCGAAGGCAAACAAUCGACAGAUUUGGCGAGCGUUUUGCAACGCGCGGCUAUUGCGAAUGACCCAGAAGCUUGGGCAGCUUUAGAGAAAGCGCGGUUACGUCGGGAACGUAACUUGGACAAGCUCUCGGAUGUUCGCUUUCGCGGUUUAAAAGUCCAAAUCGGUCCGGAAAUGUCCAUCGUGUAUCCGUUCGUUUUGAACUUUGGCGUCAGCGGCGAAGUGACCAUCGAUGGUGCAGCCGACGCGAAGCGUUUACGCCCAUCUGGCGUGAUUAAUUUUGAUAGAGGCGACGUGAACUUGGUCGCUGCGCAAGUCCGUUUGAACCGAGAACACCCGAACCGCGCAGUUUUUAUCCCAGAAAACGGUCUCGAUCCAAUGGUGGACGUCUCCUUACUCGGCGCCGAUGUCCGAGCUUUGAUUCAAGGCCAAGCUUCAGAGUGGUCGAAAAAUCUCGUCUUAUCUUCAGCGACGGAAUCUGCGUCUGGUUCGGGUGGCGAAGGCGGCGGUUUAGCCAGUCUCUCGAGUUUAUCUCCCGAAGAAGCGGCGAGGAUUUUCGAAGGACAGCUCUCGCAAUCGUUGUUAGAACGCGAUGGACGAAUCGCGUUUUCCUCCUUAGCCUCGUCGACAUUAGCGUCGUUGAUGCCUAAAAUCGAAGCCGGUGGGAACGUCGGUAACGCGCGAUGGCGCGUGACGGCCGCACCUUCCCUCCCUGGUCUCUUGUCGCUAGAUCCUGGCAUGGACCCGUUCGCAACUGGUGCGCAGUUUACUCUCGGUUCCGAGGCUGAAAUCGCGUUUGGUGACUCUUUGCAAGCGUCCAUGUCUCGAACGUUAGCAGCGGAUGAAACGCAAACCGAAACCCAAUUUUCGCUCAUGUAUAAGCUGACUAAAAAGUUGCGCAUGCAACUCGUCUCAGUGUCCAGCGCGGCCACUAGGCUUUUGUUCGAGUAUACAAACCGGGACUAA
This is a messenger RNA of Bathycoccus prasinos, 7416 nucleotides long. RefSeq lists its product with no specific name. Lineage: Eukaryota; Viridiplantae; Chlorophyta; Mamiellophyceae; Mamiellales; Bathycoccaceae. Bases 1 to 7416 code for a protein of 2471 amino acids. Gene Ontology annotation, biological process: protein secretion. The record is from RefSeq and is a predicted model, not a curated record. The transcript has a single exon. Gene Ontology annotation, cellular component: plasma membrane.